Molecule: messenger RNA, 3755 nt
Organism: Diprion similis
Lineage: Eukaryota; Metazoa; Arthropoda; Insecta; Hymenoptera; Diprionidae
Gene: Karybeta3
Product: importin-5
Exons: 14
Coding region: 83-3379 (1098 amino acids)
Biological process (GO): protein import into nucleus
Cellular component (GO): nucleus; cytoplasm
Molecular function (GO): nuclear import signal receptor activity
Source: RefSeq, a predicted model, not a curated record
GGCAAGUCGUAGCUGUCGGUGUCGCCGCAUGACGAUCGACUCGGAGGUGCUUGCGCAGUGAUUCAUUCGUUCGGCGGUGACAAUGGCGGCAGACCUCGAGCAGUUCCAACAGCUUUUAAACACACUCCUAAGCACCGACAACGAUGUCCGGACGCAAGCCGAGGAAGCGUAUAAUAGCCUACCAGUGGAGAACAAGGUGACAUUCCUGCUCGGCUCGAUCUGCAAUGCUACGCUCGCCGAGGAAAUGCGUGCAAUGGCGGCGGUCCUACUACGAAGAUUGUUUUCUUCAGAGUUUAUGGAUUUUUAUCCUAAAAUUCCGCCAGAAGCUCAAGUUCAGCUGAAGGAGAGAAUCUUACUUUCCGUUCAAACGGAACAAGCCGAUACAAUCAGACGCAAGGUAUGCGAAGUUGCUGCCGAAGUUGCACGAAAUCUUAUCGAUGACGAUGGCAACAAUCAGUGGCCAGAAUUCCUUCAGUUCCUAUUCCAGUGCGCCAAUGGGCCAGUCCCUGCCCUCAAAGAGAGUGCUCUCCGCAUGUUCACAUCUGUACCUGGUGUCUUUGGAAACCAGCAAGCCCAUUAUUUGGAUCUAAUAAAGCAGAUGUUACAGCAGUCUGUGCUGGAUGCAACGAAUUACGAAGUGAGAUUUCAGGCAGUACGGGCAAUCGGCGCCUUCAUCAUGCUGCAUGAGAAGGAGACCAAUAUCCAGAAACAUUUCUCGGAGCUGCUGCCAGCAGUGGUCCAGGUGAUGGCGCAGUCAGUCGAGAAGCAAGAUGAUGAAUUUUUGCUCAAGGUUCUUAUCGACCUGGCAGAGUCGACGCCAAAGUUCCUGCGACCCCAGUUGGAAAACAUUAUGGAGAUGUGCAUGAAGAUAUUCUCUAACGAAGAGAUGGGAGACUCCUGGCGACAGCUAGCACUUGAAGUCUUGGUCACACUGGCAGAAACAGCACCAGCCAUGGUGCGCAAAGUUGGAGGUAAAUAUAUCGCCGCUCUGGUGCCGCUCGUGCUCAAGAUGAUGACCGAUCUCGAGGAAGAUGAGGAGUGGAGCUUCUCUGAUGAGAUUAUCGAAGAAGACAACGAUAGCAAUAACGUCGUUGCUGAGAGCGCCUUAGACAGACUGGCAUGUGGCCUUGGCGGCAAGACGAUGCUGCCACAAAUUGUACAGAACAUUCCAACGAUGCUUAGCAACACAGACUGGAAAUACAGACACGCAGCUCUGAUGGCCAUAUCGGCAGUCGGCGAAGGUUGCCAUAAGCAGAUGGAGGCCAUACUACCUCAGAUCAUGGAUGGAGUCAUACAAUAUCUUCAGGACCCACAUCCACGCGUCCGUUACGCCGCUUGUAAUGCUGUAGGACAAAUGUCGACUGACUUCGCGCCGAUUGUGGAAAAAAAGUUUCAUGACAAAAUAAUACCUGGUCUACUAAUGGUGCUAGAUGACAAUGAGAACCCUCGAGUGCAAGCACAUGCCGGUGCAGCGCUAGUUAACUUCAGCGAAGACUGUCCAAAGAACAUCAUGACUCCUUACCUUGAUGUCAUCAUGGCAAAGCUCGAAUCUAUACUUACGGCAAAGUUCCAAGAACUGGUCGAAAAAGGCACGAAGCUCGUUUUAGAACAGGUUGUGACUACGAUCGCCUCGGUCGCCGACACGUGCGAGGAACAGUUUGUGGCCUACUACGACCGGCUGAUGCCGUGCCUAAAGUACAUUAUCCAGAAUGCAAAUCAACAAGAGCAUAAAAUGCUCAGGGGAAAGACCAUUGAAUGCGUCAGCUUGAUCGGCCUGGCGGUCGGACCAGAGAAGUUUAUCACCGACGCUAGCGAAGUGAUGGACAUGCUGCUAAAGACACAUUCGGAAGGUGAACUUCCAGACGAUGAUCCUCAGACUAGCUACCUCAUUUCCGCAUGGGCUCGGAUUUGUAAAAUUCUUGGCAAACAGUUCGAACAAUAUUUGCCGUUGGUGAUGGGCCCAGUUCUCCGCACAGCAGCGAUGAAGCCAGAGGUAGCCCUUCUGGACAAUGAAGACAUGGAAGGUGUCGAGGGAGACUUGGACUGGCAAUUUGUUUCCCUGGGGGAGCAGCAAAAUUUCGGCAUCAAGACAGCAGGUUUGGAGGACAAGGCCUCGGCUUGCGAAAUGCUUGUUUGUUAUGCCCGCGAAUUGAAGGAUGGGUUUGCCGAUUACGCCGAAGAAGUCGUCAGACUGAUGGUCCCCAUGCUCAAAUUCUACUUCCACGACGGUGUCAGAACGGCAGCCGCAGAAAGCCUGCCGUGCUUGUUGGACUGCGCCAAAAUCAAAGGACCUCAAUACCUGGAAGGUAUGUGGGCGUACAUUUGCCCUGAGUUGCUAAAGGCCAUAGACACGGAGCCCGAGUCUGAAGUUUUGUUAGAGUUGUUAUUCUCCCUAGCAAAGUGUAUAGAGACUCUGGGCGCCGGGUGUUUGGGUACGCAACAAAUGGCCGAACUCCUCAGGAUUCUUGACAAAUUGUUGAACGAACACUUUGACAGAGCCGUUGCGAGGCUGGAAAAACGCAAAGACGAAGAUUACGAUGAGAUGGUAGAAGAGCAGCUGGCCGAUGAGGACAACGAGGAUAUAUACACGCUGAGUAAAAUCGCUGACAUACUACACGCUCUCUUCACAACGCACAAGUCCGCGUUUUUCCCAUACUUCGAUCAGAUUUGUGGUCACUUCGUGAACCUCCUGGCUCCCGAACGUUCAUGGCCAGAUCAUCAGUGGGCCUUGUGCGUUUUCGACGAUGUGAUAGAGUUUGGUGGGUCAGACUGUGCCAAGUAUCAAGAGUACUUUUUGCGGCCGAUGAUACAAUACGUCUCCGACAAGUCCGCGGAGGUGAGACAGGCAGCCGCCUAUGGUUGCGGUGUGCUCGGACAGUACGGUGGUGCGGCUUUUGCCCAAGCCUGCGCCGAGGCCUUGCCGAGGUUGGUGGAGGUCAUCAACGACCCAGAGUCCAGAUCGCCGGAGAAUGUUAAUCCCACGGAAAACGCGAUUUCGGCAGUUACGAAGAUACUGAAAUACAAUAACAAGGCGAUCAACGUCGACGACAUGCUACCCCAUUGGUUGUCGUGGCUGCCGGUCGUGGAAGACGAGGAUGAGGCACCGCAUGUGUACGGCUACCUCUGCGACCUGAUAGAAAGCAAUCAUCCCGUGGUUCUGGGACUGAACAACGCAAAUUUACCCCGACUAAUCAGCUUCUUCGCCGAGGCGCUUUUUAAGGACGCGGUGCCGGCCGAAAAUCCCGUAAUGGCCAGGAUUCUCAGUAUCGUCAGACAGAUCCAGAACAACGAGACGAUGUUCCAGGCCUGCAUAAGCGCCCUGACGACGGACCAGCAGCAGGCUCUUCAUGAGGCACUCAGCGGCCAGCCGGCCAACUAGCCCCACUCCCCGUCCUCUACUUCCUCCUCCAUGUUUCGCACCGCCCGAAGACUCCGUUCGACGAAUGGAAGUCCUAGUUCGUAAGCGCUCUAUGCAGUAAACGGCAGAGACUUUAGGUAGAUAGAUUUUACUUUAUCUCGAUACCGAAACGCGUUUACCCCGGGUUAUGAACCAUUGUCGCAACCCAGAGGCAAACGCAUCGGUCGUUUGUUGUUACACACAUCAUUGGAUGACAAAUAUUUUGAUGCCAUACGAAUUUCCCCGUUGAUUUAUUGUUGUUACUCUCAUCUCACACAUAACGUUAUUCUGUCUCUUUGCGUUUUUACAAAUUUUUACCCCCUCUUAAACGAUUGUGCGAUGUCGAAACGCGGCUGUG